ACGAAACGUCAUCCGAGGGGGACGUCCCUGUAUUUCUCCCACGUGGAGGGAGGCAGAGCAGCAGUUUCCGGGGGAACCGGCGAGCGGGCUAUGGCGGCGCUUGUUUCUGAAGCGGAGCCGCUGAGUAAGCAGCCCCCUUCCGAUGCUGACCGAGGGGAGCAGGUCCAGCAGCCCGGGAACGGCGAGGAAGCGGCCGCCUCGGUAGAAGCUGGACCAGGGAAACCGCAGGCAGCUGCCCCGGGCACGAAGCGGAAGGAGGCGCCCGCCAUCCCCAGAGGAAAGCCUAAAUCGGGGCGGGUAUGGAAAGACACCGGCAAGAAGCGGUGAGAGUUUGAUCUUCGCCUUUAGGCGGCGGGACCUUGUUUUGCGCUACUUACUGCGUUUGCGUAUGGUGCAAACUGAAGGUUAACAAGCAAGUGGCGUGCAGUUAAUUUUUGUUCUGAUUUUGAAACAAAUUUGACUCACAGGUGGUUUGCAAUGCUUAAAUAAGCCCUCUCCAAUCGUUUCCGCAGAAUAGUUCGAUUGUUCUACACAGUGUCUUUGCCAGUCUGUGGAGAGCAUGGCCUGCAAAGUGUGUAGCCCCGUCUGAUGAACAGGAACUUAGAAACAAGCUUCACUUGAGUUGUUUGUUAUCAUCAUCGAUUUAUUAAGCACCUUCUAAACAACCAUAUCAAGGCGAUGCACGCUAAAAAUAACUAAAAAGAGUUAAGAGCAAAAAAAAAAAUAGUGUAUAUGUUUAAAGCCAACGCCUAUACAUUUAAAGCCUUUGUAUGGUUUUACGCUCAUGGCAGUGGUUGGUAAUGGCUCCGUUUUCUCCUUGCUAGGUUUUCUCUCAUGACUCUGGAUAAGCCUUUGCGUACCUCCUGGGAACGCAAGAUGAAGGAACGUCAGGAAAAGAAACUAGUCAAAGAUUUUGCACGGCAGUUGGUGGAAGAAAAACGAAAGGAGCGUGAGGUGAGAGAAAAUUGUGAUAUAAAGUGGUCUGCUGAAUAGUGGUUCCUAGGUCUGGAAGCAGGCAGAUGGCCUGUUCUGAAUAGAGUCGGGUCCCCUUCGAAAGAACAGGUGUGUCACCCAAGGAUGUGCCUAGAUUCAUCUUUGUCGCUGGAGACCCAAGUGUCUUAAGUAGCUAGGAGUGCCAGCUCUGACUAGAUCGCCAGGAUCUGCCAUUCCUGGACUUGGGAUAGACUUUUCACAGUAAUACAUGUUCUGAUAACCUCUCUUGGAUUACUGCCGUGUGUUGCAUGCAGUGCUGCCCUUGAAGACAACAUGAAAGCUACAGUUAGCAUACAGGGCAACUCCCUGGUUAUUAAGUGCAGCAGCUGACUGAAGCUGUACGUGUACUGAAAGAUUUGCACUGUCUUUCAAAAAAUUACUAAUCUGAACUCAAAGUUUUGUUGAUAACUUAUCUUAUAAAACUUGGGACCUAAAUACUUAAAGAGCAUCUCCCCACUCUAGUAUUGUUCUGCCGACAGGUUAAGAUAUUUGGAUAAGCCCUUCAUGUUCAAGGACUAUCCACUAUGCAAUAGUAAGUUAGAGGGUCUUCUUUGCUGUGACACAUGUCCUCUCUUCUGGGCAGUGUUAGAAACUCAAAUAUAUAAGCUAAUUUUCAAUGCCCUUAAACCUGGGUUACGGUCGCCACAACAGAAUGUCUAGGCACCAAUUAACUUUAUUAUUAUUAUUAUUAUUCAUUUAAUUUAAUUUCUGUACUGCCUUAUAUUUUUAAAUAAACUGCUUUGGGAUUUCCCCCAACACAUUAAAACAUCAAAUAAAAGAAUCCAGAAUAAAACAAAUUCAAGCUUCAAGGAAAAUAUUUCAGAUCCUCUAAGUGACAUUUGGCUUUCCCCAUUAUUUGCCUAUUUAAUAUAUAUAGUUGUCCCAUAGCAGAAGUACUCUAGGAAGCCAGUGUGCUGUGGUGAAUAGAAUGUUGGACUAGGACCUGGGAGAUCAGGGUUCAAAUUCCCACUGUUGUGGCUCUAAAAUAAUACAUAUAAUUGGUUUCACUGUCUUCUCCUUCAGGAGAAAAAACUGCGAAGGGAAGAAAACUUAAGAAGAAGACUGGAGAAUGAGCGGAAGGCAGAGGUUGUGCAAGUGGUGAGUCUCCCCUUUUAAGUCCUUAGUUUUCUCUUGAAGAAGAAACUUGCCUUCUGUGAGAAGCACUGUUGCAAUAACACAGAACAUCUGUUCUCUUCGUGUUGCGCUUAUCUUGAUAGAAAUGACAUGUUAGACCAUGUUUCCUAGUUGCUGCUAAUUGAGGAGGAGUGUUUAGGGGAGGUGUGGGCCUGUUUUCAUCUAACAAAUAUACAAAGUUUAUCCAAACCCUCACUUACCGUAGGUUGAGUUUAGCCUAACCCACGCAUUUUACAUAUAAAUCUGCUAAAACUAGGGCACCAUUUCUGUUUCCAGUGAGAGUGAGCCGAGAGAGGUGUAGAAAUUGUUUUGAGUUAUUAGUACAGAAGCUUCAAGCUUGUCUUUAUUGUGGUUGGAUGAUGGAGCGGCUGCUUAUUUCACCUUACAAUUACUAUAUAUCCACCACUUAUUGAGCUAAGAAGCCAGUGGAGAAGCCCCUAAUUUUCUAUGGCCUAUUUCGGGAUGCCUCCUGGAGGUGUUAGCAUACUAUUGGCACUGGCCCAGACCUUACUUUCAGUUGCCACGUCACCAAGCCAAGUUUUACAGAAAGCACCACUGCCUGAGCUGCUAAUGUUUUGCCGGUUCCAUUGAGUUAUGGCAGCACAGUGCAACCCUGCAGCAUAGGAAGCAAUGGCCUGGAGCAGGGGUGAGGCUAUGCAAAACAGUAACUGCCCUACAAGCUCUUUCAGACCAGCCCUUGCAUGUAACUGUUUAAUGGCAACAUCUGUCAAGCCAUGAGUGUCUAGCCCCAAGAGUUUUCCAAGUCAGAAAAUCAUAGAACCAUAGAGUUGGAAGGGACCCCGAGGCUCAUCUAGUCCAACCCCCCUGCAUUGCAGGAUUUUUUUGCCCAAUGUAGUCACGGAGAUACAAUGUUGUACAGCAAAAUGGGUGAGACUCUAGCCAGACUAAUACUAUGUGAAUGUGGAUGAAUAUCUAUAAUCCUAGUUGCUGAUCAAUGCAAGAAUGGGGUGGAGCCAAAAUCUUGCAAGAAUAGUGUCUAAUUCAGGAGUAGCCAACGUGGUGCCCUCCAGAUGACUACAGCUCCUAUCCUUGGGGUGCUGAAAGGACUUUGUUUCAUAAAUGGAUCAUUUUCACCAUUCUUAAAAUCUGUGGAUUGCAAGACUGACAUGGACGGUUUCUGGGCUCGCAAAGCACUUGCAUCAUCUUUCGGAUGCCCAUCUGAAUACCUCUAGGUCCCAGGAUUGCAAGGCCUUUUCAGGUUGUGUGGCUCAAACGUCAUAAUCUGUUUCCUUAUCAUGGUGCCUUUCAGGUCUAGGCAAAUGGGCACAGCUUUUCUGGAUGUGCAGUUUCAUCUCUCAAGAGAUGUCAUUGAUCUGAUGUUUUCGUUAAAACAGUCUUGUUUACAGCAGUUGGCCACCAUAUUUCGCUUUUCCUGACUGGCACCAUUGCAGAGCUGCUUUCCAAAGUUUCACUCAUCGUUCCCUCAUGCAUACCACUUAUAAUUGAUCUAUAUUAAAAAUAGUAAUGUUCCGUCAUGGAGUUCCAUUGCGCUAGAAGCGGCUUAGUCAUGCUGGCCACAUGACCCGGAAAGUUGUCUGUGGACAAACACCAGCUCCCUCGGCCUGAAAGCGAGAUGAGUGCCACAACCCGGUUGCCUUUGACUGGACUUAACUGUCCAGGGGUCCUUUACCUACCUUUUAUUAGUAAGAAUAAUGGUGUAUUCACAAAAUCUUCAGUCUCAUGUCAUAAAACAAUAUAGGACAUAAUGUGCGUGCCAAAUGAUAGAUCAAGAUUCUUUUGCAGAUCUCUGGAUAAUUUGAAGAACAUCUCCAAAGAUGCAUGACCCCCAAUUGUUUAGUGGUAUCACACAUACCUUUAAAAACCCCUCCAUCCAUCCUAAAUUAUACUGAUGAAAUGAAGAGUGUGUAUUGGAGUAGGGCAGGUGCAUGGGAGAACUGUGAAUUCAGUUCUGGUACUCAGGAUCAAUCUCCUGCACUUGUAAUCCUUUCAUUCAAAGUGUACUAUAUUCAAAGUAUACCUUGAUAUUCUGGUUGGUGGAUCUCUGGAUCCAGUAAAAAUCAAAGGGUGUAUCCCCAAGUCGAAAGUCUUGUCUAUCCCUGUUCUGAAGCCUCUGGUGAAGAGCAGGAGACUUGUUCUUCCUGAGAGUUCUUAAGUCUCAUAUACAAGAGUGCUGGCAGCACCACUGUCAUUUCUUUUCUGCUCCUUCCUCCAGAUUCGGAAUCCAGCAAAACUGAAGCGUGCAAAGAAGAAGCAACUGCGUCGCAUUGAGAAGCGGGACACACUGGCAUUGCUGCAGAAACGCCAAACGCAGCGCAAAGCAGCCAAGGAAUGAGUCCGAGACGGGUCUCCCUCCCUACUCUCCGUAAAUAGAAAAUGACUUCUUGAGAUGCGCUGGCCAGAUGCACUGCUGGUUUGCUCCCUGGCUUCUCUUGGCCCCGGAGAUCAGAUUCUUCCAGAGAAGGCUACAUUGCAUCCAAAUGCCCCUCAGCUGAAGCCUCCCUUUUGCUUUUGUGUGGAGGUGGCAAAGCAGAAUCCUCCAGAGUGAAGUGCUUGGACAUCUUUUUAAAAACUAAACGUUCUCCAGGAUAGCAGCAGACCCCAGACUUUAUGAAAUGGGGCAAUGCCCUAAAGGGGUUUGUCUGAGGAUUCACAACUUCCAGACUGUAGGGUUAUAUAUAAAAGAUCAUAAAUAGCCUGGUUGCUGUUGUAAAGGUAUUCUUCUGGGUUAGGGAUGGAAUGGGACAUUUGACUGGUUCUGCAGUUAUUAAAAUAAUUGCUUUCUGGAUUUA
Molecule: messenger RNA, 4898 nt
Organism: Podarcis lilfordi (Lilford's wall lizard)
Lineage: Eukaryota; Metazoa; Chordata; Lepidosauria; Squamata; Lacertidae
Source: the annotation of a GenBank genome assembly